GCCAGGAGUGCUGGUAUCCUAUCCCGGUGUCGGGUGCCCAGAGCGUCCCGACGCCUGGACACGGAAAAGGGUGCGGUAAUUGUAACGCGACAUUUGUCACUUGAAAAUAGAUACCUACUCCCGGUCUCCUUGGUAGGAUCCACCCGGAUAUGAACGAAUUUCGGGAGAUCUUUGCGUUACGUGACGAAUCGUUUAUAUUUAGCCACCUUGUCAACAUUUCCAGCCGAUUCGGCAAGAGCGAGAUGGAAGAGCGUCGGUUCGGCCUCUCCGUCUCUCUCCCUCUUUCUCACUUUAAUCGAACCAAUUUGAUGGCGCAUUCGAUACUCCGGAUAAUUGGACCUAACCAUCGGAGGCAAGCCGCUUUUCACGGAGAUCGAUUUCUGUCUCCGUUUCUCCUCUCCCAAUUCGCCGCGAUCCGGCGGUUAUAUUCCGGCAAAUUGCAUUCGUAUUCCCGCUGGGUCGCGCGGCUUCGCCUUUAAGUCCGCGUUUUUGUCGGGGCGCCGCGAUAAUGGCAAUAACAUGGUCAACUCGCGCGCCGACGAUUCCUGAUAACCGCGAGCUGCAUGUCAGCCGAUACUACCAGAUUACGCGGGCCGCCGGGCGUAAGGGGAGAAAAAAAAAAAAGAAAAAAAAGUGCACUUCGUUCCCGACUUUCUUUCUCGCGAUCUUCUUCGGCAGAAGUGCUCCAGAUAGCUUUGCGCUCGCGCCGGGUCUGAAUUGCUACGCGAGCUUAGGAGUGCCGCGAUCGCCCGGGGAAACGUGACUCUCUCUACGCGCGACGUCUAAACAAAAUCGGAAUUUGUAUGCUCACGGGUUUCAGGACGGACUCGUCGAGUCGCGGAACGUGCACGAAGUGUUAUGUGACGGACUCGUGAAAAGGCGAGCCUUUCCACGUGUUGAAUGGGUACCCUUUUUACGACGCGUGCAGGGUUAACGUGUAUACCGAGUAUUCAUAAAAAUCCAACGAAAGUGCGAGACGUUCGACCUUGUACGCUUGCUCGGGUAAAUUAUUGUGUACAUAUCGGAAAAGAUGUAUAAGAAAUUCUGUUAGCAUGUCGGUACAAUCAAUUUGAUAUUGUCUUAUUCAAAUUGUACGAAGUCGAGAGAACUUGGAGAGUAAUCGUUCUGCUCGGUCUUCUGUGCUUCGUCGAAAUGUUACCGUAGGAAAAUAGUUUUACUUUCAAGUGCAAAUUUUCAAAUCAUCCUUCGUUCACAAGCAUCGGAUAAUGGGCGUGUCGUUAAUGAGCUCGGAUCGCCACACGAGCCGCGUUGUGCCGCGAAUAACCCGAAAUGUCCAAGUAUAAAUGAAAUGUGCCCUCGGGUUUCUCAGGGCCCCUCGACGUGUCGGGGGCUCGAUAAAGUGAAAUCUGAAACGUUUCAGGGCGUGGAGUGGUCCUUUUCCGAUGUCGCUGAAAAGAAUCCCAUUUCGGAGCACUCGAGGAAAGAAUCUGUACAGCUUUUCGACAACUUGGGGAUUUUUACAAAAAGAGACCCAUUUAGGUGCCAGUAGAAUAUGACUCGAAAAUGCGGUUUAAAUAUAAAUUUGAAAGGUGUCGCACUUGCGGCAUAUCGGUUGGAUCUAAGAUCAAGGAACUGGAAACUGAACGGCUGUUCUUGAUCCAAGUUCUAUUCGUUACAAUUCCGAUUAUCGUUCAUAUAUGACGGGUAGUAAAUAUUGCAAUAAUCAAAAUGCUUCCAUCGCGUGAUAUCAACAUAUUCAAAUUUAAUGUGCUUUAUCAAGAUCUGACAGAUUUACUUUUACUCUCGUUUUUUAUCUUCCUCAACUGUCUUCUUAAUUUGGAUAGGUAUAUAAAUCCGCUGUAUACACUUUGUAAUGGACUCACAUUCUUAAAACGUUAUUGUGCCAUGAUAAGGUUUACCCUGAACCGUUACGAAAAAUUGUAACUCUUUACCCUCAAGGCCAUUUCAUCCUAAUAUCUCUCACAAUUUGUCUUAUACAGACACCAUACAAGUGCAAUGGGUCAAUUUAUUCGUUCCUUCAUAUUUUACGCGACUUUUACUGAGCAAUACUGUAGCGAUAUAAACAUGCGAAACAAAGAUAUAGAGCAUCAAAUCGAUAGCCUCGUGUCUCAGGUAAUUCUUUCACAUUAAUUCGUAAUUCUACGAAACGAUUAAUAAAAACGUUUUAGCGAGGGAUCACUUUUUGCGUUGGAUGUCUCCUAUCGAAAAGCGGGAAAAGUGAAUUUGUGCUACGCAAAGUCGGCGCUAAAAGGUCGGCGAAACUCGAUUAUGGUCAUUUAAUCCGUUUAUUAUGAACGAAAAAACUGUGCUGGGCAUAAGUGAACGGGCAGUGAAAUUCCACGCGGAGUGGAAAUCUAACAAGGAUGCCGCAUUACGACGAGUCCUUCUUGGACUCGCCACUUUUCCGUCGACGUACUCGAAGUUACAGCGUGCAAAAACAGAGUGCUCCGAAAUCGAAGAGUUCCCGUACCACGGACACUCCUCGAUUGCUGGCUGUGGCCAAUCAGACACGGACUUUAGCCGCAUCGACAUGCAGCCUGAAAGAAAUCGAGGAACGGAGCGGAGGCAAGGCGCGGGGUGGCAAGCUCGCACGGCGUGCCCGGUCUUUUAAGGAAGACUUCCUGGAGAAGCUCUCGCAGAUGCGUUCUCCGGGUGGGAGCGGCGGGGGCGGCGGAGGCGGGGCAGGUGGAGGCGUCGGAGCUGGCGGCGGAGGAAGCGGCGUCGCGAUGCGCGCGGCAUCGCCCUCCUCCCCGAGAACUCCUCGCGAGAAAAAUGCUCCCGGGGAUGUUCUCGAUAAGAACCCCCUACGAGACCUCCACAUCCACGUUCGCCAGGUGCAGUUGGCACUCCUGCAUUUCCGGGACGUCGUGUCGAAGAAGAUCCUGGAGAUGCUGCCCGGAAAUGGCACGAUAGUCCUGGACACCGUCACCACCAUACACACCGUGCUCAAGUCGUACCUCCUCUACGAAAAUAGCUCAACGUUAGGAUCAGCCACGAAUCAAGUCUACCAGGCAUUGGCUCAGUUGCUGAAACUCUGUGACGACGUGCUCCUACACGGUGAUCAAUCGUCUGCACUGGAUACGGAAAACGUGACGCACGUAAUCGGAUUAGUGGAAGAGGCGGUGAAGAAUCUUGUAGCACUUGCCCAUGAAAAGAUCUCCAACAGACAAAAGCCUCCGUCGAUAACAGCAAAUAACAGGAGUUCGGGAUACGGGCCGGAUCUCCCACCGCAGAGAAACUCCCUUCCUGAUAUUCCACUAACUCCAAGAGAAAGACAAAUCCUUGAGGAAACAGCGACGACAAGCAGUUUGGUCCGCAGUUCUCACAGCUCCGAGUCUAUCCUGAGAGAUUCUAGUCCGCCACCUAAGCCUCCUCUUCCCGAUAGGACGAACGUGCAUUUAUCGGAGGGGAACAGCUCAUCGGGUACGCCGCCACCUUUGCCGCCAAAAAGACGAACGCGAGCCCAACAACUGCUCGACGAGUCCGAAGGUCUAUUGACGUCUAGUCUGGACAGAGUGUCCCUGCGAAGUCGAUCCCCGGAGGACUCCUCGUCCCUUCUAAGUGCCUCGGCAGGCAGCUUAGAUUCGGCCUUGAAUCACUCGAGGGAUGAGGACGAGAUUCGAGCCAUCAUGGGACCGAACGACGAGUCCUUGAACGACAGUAUGGACCUCAGCCUUCGAGCCACCAUUCAAGGUAUGCAAGUUAACGGCACAUCGAACUGUGGAUGCUGGGACAAUUCUGAGACGAGUUUACCGAAUACGAUGUUGCUUGGACAACAAACACCACAGGAAAUACUCAGUCCACUUGCAGGCAUCGAUGGCAAAAUGGAGAGGCUGUCGACACAAACUCAAGAAUCAGGUUUUGUGUCCAUGCACUCGCAGAGAAGUUCAUCUCAGAGCUACACAACCGCUUCCAGCAUUACGUCCAAGAGAUCGUCGCAGCAGAGCAGCAUCAGUUAUAAUUCUCAGUCAUUUAGUUCACAACAACAGUCGUUUUCUCAGCAGAAGCAGUUGACUGACAGUAACGGUUCAGUUUUCUCACAUAGAAUAGUAACAAGCUCCAAGAGCACUGUCAGUAGUUCAAGUGUAAGCGGCAGCGGUGAUCCAGCAUUGUUGGAGAAACUGGUAAAUGAAAUUGAAGGCCUCUCUCCAUCGGAUGCCAACGGGAUGCCGCCAGCAUUGCCAGAAAAAAGAUCUAAACGAAGAAAGGAAAGGCAACCCUCGCAAUAUGACAAUGUACCCGAGAAUGAGCAUUUGUCAACCUGUAGUUUACAUACCAGCAACGGCGAUAGUCCGGAUGCCAGCAAGCCCCCGCCACUACCAGUAAAGAAGAGGCAUAUGUUCCAAUCAGUGGCAUAUUCUGUCAUGGCGUACAUGGAGAUGUUCGGGAACUGUUCGCAUAGUAACAAUGAUUUCAUUGCUGGAUUGGGCACUCGACAUUCCGUUGCCGCGUAUAACUCAAUGCAGGCAGAAUGGCAGCAACAUGAAAUGGCACUUACCACAACCCAAUCGUGUUCUUUUAUGGCACAUACCUUGACAACUGUGCAUGAUAGUUCAGGCAGCUCUACUGCCAUGGGGUCUGCAUUAAGGGAAAUCACCAACAACUCUAGUCUACCACCUGCGUUACCACCAAAGAGGUCUCGCUCCAUCAGGUCAAAUACUACACCACCACCAAUUUCACCGAAGCCGAUCUUCAAUACCCAGAGUAUACAUACAUCGGAUUCAGUUGUUUCAUCAACCCCUGUAAAGGCGGAACAGUCUGCCACUAGUACAGAAAAGACAGAACCUAUACCUUCUACACCGGCGAAAUUGAGUAGUAACACUAGUCUGGACAUCACAUUACCAUCCUCAAGGCCUGCAAGCAAUGCAUUGUCAACGACAUCCGUCGAUGAAAACACUCUCGAAUUACACGACGUGGAUCAAGACGAUAGUAUUUUGGAUGAGCUAGAUAUUAGUAAAUACUUGGUAUUUAAGAAACCUGACGAAGACGGACCUGACAUUCGAGGAGGUCAUCCAGAUGCAUUGCUAAUUCAUGCCACAAAAGCAAAUAAACACGAUUUCCUGUAUCAGGAAGCAUUCCUGACGACGUACAGAACAUUCAUGUCGCCGCUUGAACUUAUUCAAAAGUUGCACAGACGACAUCAGCGAUUUUCGUGUUCCCCGGAUGUAGUGAAACAACGGGCAGCGCGAGAAGCAUUCUCUCUGCUGGUCAGAGCUGUCAGUGAUUUGACGAUGUCGGAUUUAGAUGAUGUGCUUCUUCAAACAUUGAUGGAGUUUGUUCAGCAACUGGUUUGCAGUGGCUAUCUCACGAUGGCUAAGGCUCUGAGAGUAAAGAUUUUGGAGAAGCAUGCCAUGAAACAGCAACAAGCAGUUCAGCCGAUACUCUCAUCGUUAAGUGUAUCCACGAAGCAAGCAUCACUGUUAGAUUUUAAGAGUGAACAAAUAGCCGAGCAAAUGACUUUAUUGGAUGCGGACCUUUUUAUGAAGAUCGAAAUACCAGAAGUGUUAAUAUGGGCUCAAGAACAGAAUGAAGAGAGGAGUCCAAAUCUGACUAGGUUUACGGAACACUUCAAUAAAAUGUCUUACUGGGCUAGGUCGAGGAUACUAGAACAUCGUUUAGAAAACGAGGCGAAAGAUAGGGAGAAAUACGUAGUCAAGUUCAUAAAAAUAAUGAAACAUCUCAGAAAAAUUAAUAAUUUUAAUAGUUAUUUGGCUUUACUUUCCGCAUUGGACAGCGCGCCAAUCAGAAGACUUGAGUGGCAAAAGCACAUCACAGAAGGUCUGAAAGAGUACUGUGCCCUAAUAGACAGUUCCAGCAGUUUUAGGGCUUACAGACAAGCAUUGGCAGAAACGCAACCUCCUUGUAUUCCUUACAUCGGAUUGGUGCUACAAGAUUUAACUUUUGUGCACAUUGGAAACAGUGAUUUACUUCCAGAUGGUAGUAUAAAUUUUUCCAAACGAUGGCAACAAUUUAAUAUUGUUGAGAACAUGAAGAGAUUUAAAAAAGGCACAUACUCGUUCAAAAAAAACGAGCGAAUUAUAACUUUUUUCAACAACUUUAGUGACUUCCUCUGCGAAGAGGCUAUGUGGCAGAUAUCAGAAAGUAUAAAACCACGUGGCGGUAAAAAACCACAAACGCAGAACUAGAGCACGAUUAACCCUUUCACUGCCUGUGUUUCGAAAUGGGAAAAGCGAGGUGAUAUCCGAUGAUCCCCAAUUAAAUAAUUUAGUUAUUCGUGUUACUGCGAAAUUCGAAUUUCGUUCCGGAAGCGAUGAAAGGGUGAAGACAGGUGCAGUUUAUUCCACUUUCGCGACCUCCGUGAGGUUGUUCCAUGUAAAUUGUACCAACUAACAGAAUCUAAGGUUCACAUUACAAAGUAGCGUAGUGCACGCGUUAUCUAAAUUUCUUGCAUACUUGGAGCGUCGAAAUAUCGUUCGCGUGAUUGACGAUGAAUAGUUAAUAAAAAGUAGGGUCAAAUCAAUGGUUCUCGCUUGAGUCCACCUCACGUAUAUCACUACAUGAUAAUCACGUCUAUUUCGGAUCUACGCGACACGAUACUUAAUUAGAUCUGCAGUAGAGCUUAGAGUAGUGCUGACGUAAAACGCUGCACACACACUUACCAACUCCGUGCGUAUUGAUGUACAGUUUAUUUAUUUUCGUUUUAUAAACGACACAUGUAAAUGAGUAGUUGUCCGAUCUUUUUUUAAAUUAUUUAGAUAUACAUGGACGUCCACCGUCUAGCUUUACGUAGAUAGAAACGUUUUGAUAGUCAACAGUCAACUGUUGAUUACACAAGGAAGAACACCAAUUACGUUGAUUAAUGUAGAGCCAUCGUAGUCUCGCGUCGAUUGCCUCAACGAUGCACAGCGCGGGACACAUGGUACGACUGAGAGCAACUGUUACAUAUACUAUUGUAUAUGAUUGUAGAAGACAUUUUUGUUGGAAACUUGUUAAUAGUUAUCCAAGCUUUCAGCUUAAGACGAUUCGCUACAUAGGGACUACGGUACAACAAUUUUAAAGCUGCAUUCAUAACUGACGCUCAGAGUCGCUAUCGAGAGUUCUGAAAAGUUCAGCCCUCGACUUUGUUGGGGGCGUUAUUUUAUUUCUCACGUUACUGUAAAAAAAAAUUCGGCUGAUCUGUACGCUAAUGGGUGCAUUCAGAGGAGAAAAGCGGUUACCGAUGAGUAAGGAACAUGUUGCGAUUUCUGCUGAAAAUGCGAUCUGAUUGGUCUGAUUAGUAAACAUGUUGAGUGAACGUACUGUUACGUUUCUCAAGCUAACAAUAAGGAAAUUACCCAUUUAGUACCCAUUCAGCAGACGAGCGCUAACCUAACAACUCAACAGUUGUCUCCUCUGAAUGCACCCAAUGAUCAUGAACUUCUCUCGGAUUCAACGUUUCUGAUAUUGUUCGAACGUGUCAAUUUCGUCUUUUAAAUCGUCGCGGUAAUAAAUAUCACUAGACCCAAGGAUAGUAGGCUUAAUCUAACAGAUAUGUCUUAUAUCAGUGAAGUAAUUGGACUAAUGAUUUCGUUGGUGUAUGUUUCACUCUGUCCAUUGUUAAAUAUGUUAAGUCAUUGUAUUACUGAAAAUUGUUAUGAAAUCAUCUAUAAAUUUACCAAAGUUGCACGAAUGGAAUGCAAUAUAUAAAUACGUAAAAAGGCCUAAGCUAUUGUAACUUUGAAUAAUCCGUAAAAAUGUAUAAGAGCCUCUGUUUCACUGAUGUUUGGUAUAUCUGUAAUAAUGUGGAAAUUACGCGGUAUAUAUUAAGUUCAUCAUAAUAACUGAUUAUUCAUGCGUCCGAUUACCAGUAAAAUAUAGAGCUGCCACACUGGCUAGUAUAAAAUACUAACACCAAUACUAUACAUACAAAGCUUCAUAUUCUAGCCAGGAACGGAGAGACGUAUCACUCUCAGUACUUCUAGUAUCAUGCACAUUUUAGCAAUACUGCUUCGGUAGAUCAACUUGAGUGAUACACAUACGAAAAAAAGAAAGUUAAAUACUGGAUAACGGUAGUACUGUUUCAUCCAUAGAGACGUACAAACAAUACGUCAGUUUUCUAGUGCCACAUCUACAGUAUUGUCAGAUUUGCAGAAAAGUUUUUAAGAACCACCUGAAGUAGUUAUGUGUAUCCGCUACGUGUCAUUACAAAUAGGGUUAUCUUAUUUUUCGCCGAUAUGUUUAAUUUAUUUUUAUUGACCGAUUCGAGAAGUAUCCGUAAACGGCAUUGAAAACUGUUUGAAAUUUGGUAAAAUUGAAACCAUUCAACGUAUUGUAAGGUUACCCAAGUGCAGAACGGCUCUUAAAUCGUUUGCCAUGGUUCAAGUAAUGAUUAGUGUGCGUGUUACCGAAUUCGCUUUAAGUUCCAUAGUUAGUGCGUGUAUAAAAUUAUCUAAUAUAGGGUUAAGGUAAAGUCUAUUAAUGUUGUAAAUAUUUGAACGAUACCAAGCGUUUCUUGUACUAUCGUAAAAUAGUAUUGACUAUCGGGAAAACUAAAUGUAGAUGUACUCCGUCGCUAAUCAACUUCACAUAUGACUUCGAGAUAAUAGAUUUUAAAUUUAUGCAAUUAUUGUGAUGCCAAUAUUACGUUUUAGCAUAAAUGUGUGACCAAGACCUUUAUAUUAUUUUUAUUUAAUUAAAUAUUAAACGAAAGACAUUUAAGUUCAAAUUGA
Messenger RNA from Orussus abietinus, 8651 nucleotides. It is a transcript of the gene C3G, whose product is annotated as guanine nucleotide-releasing factor 2. Gene Ontology annotation, biological process: positive regulation of GTPase activity; Ras protein signal transduction. NCBI's taxonomy places the organism in Eukaryota, Metazoa, Arthropoda, Insecta, Hymenoptera, Orussidae. Bases 2346 to 6128 code for a protein of 1260 amino acids. The transcript has 16 exons. The record is from RefSeq and is a predicted model, not a curated record. Gene Ontology annotation, cellular component: plasma membrane. Gene Ontology annotation, molecular function: guanyl-nucleotide exchange factor activity.